Messenger RNA from Penicillium bovifimosum, 2646 nucleotides. RefSeq lists its product as uncharacterized. The transcript is spliced from 5 exons. The record is from RefSeq and is a predicted model, not a curated record. Gene Ontology annotation, cellular component: Rpd3S complex. Gene Ontology annotation, biological process: regulation of transcription by RNA polymerase II. NCBI's taxonomy places the organism in Eukaryota, Fungi, Ascomycota, Eurotiomycetes, Eurotiales, Aspergillaceae. The coding region runs from base 1 to 2646 and encodes 881 amino acids.
AUGAUGGAGACUAUCCGCCGAGCCUCAGAGCGCCUUCUCGCGAAACGAAAAGAGAAGGCCGCGAACAAUAAAAAGGAAAACGAGGAAAACAAGAUUGCCAAGGAGGAGACCGCAGAGGAAGAAAACACCGCACAGGGAGAAAAGAAGAAGACGGCAAAGGAGAAAAAGAAAAGCACAAAAAAACCGAGAAAAAGGCCAAAAAGACCAAAAAGACCAAAUCUGUUGCGCCUGCCCCGUCCGGAGAGGUCUCUUCUCAACCUGCGGCUUCAGACUGAGCAGAUAAUGAGACCGCUUGGGGAAUACCCAUCGGUUGCGGAAUACAAGGCUGCUGGCGUGAGACCGCUCUCCGCUCAACAAAUUGAGGAGCGCGUCGCGGCCGCUACCGCCCACAUCCCGCGCCCCGUUCAAUAUGGGCGCCUGAGCGGUGUUGAGAACUCCGUCGCCGUCGAGCUCUAUGAUGAGGAACUUGCCAAAGAAGCGGCAGUUACCCCGAUCUCUAAAGAUGUCGUAUCCCCCGCUGACGCGACCAAUCGCAACACCCCCAUCCCGGACGACGAGGGCCUCCGAGUCACCCCUGUUGAGCCGGUUCCCUUUGCAAGUGCAGAGGAUAACGAGUAUGUCGCCGUGCUGAAGUCAAUCCCACUUCCACCGUCCGACAAAUAUGAUCUCCUCAAACUCCGAGCGGCCAUCGAGGUCGCCAUCGUCCACGCCCUCGAGAGUGGCAAUGAGCGAUCAGCUCAGAGUGUGUUGUACCUUUGGUCCAAUGCAGUAAAUGAUGAAUUCAAGAUGUCUCUAAUUGCCAGCAUCUCCGAUGGCAGUGCUGACAAUCUACUGCGACUUGCUCUCAUGGCACUGCUCAAGAACGAUUACAAUGAUGCCCGUCAGUGGUACCUGAACUACGUCCCGCCUGAUUCAGAUGAUCCUGUCUCUGGAAAGGAGACCGGCCAGCCUACUGCUAAUACUAUUAACGCGGAGGACACCUUCAAGGUCUCUGACAUCUAUCGUGAUACAAGCGGUCCUCGACUUCGGGAGGCAUUUAUGAGCGGAAAGUCGAACACGGCCGUCCGUUCUGAGGAGAACGCGUACAGACGCAAACGCAAGUGGGAGUCAGAUCCCAAUCACGACGCAAAUAUGCUACAGAAGCGUGCCCGUUUGCCACAGCUGUCGAAGAUUGACAUCAUUCCCACCAGCGCAGUUCGUGAUGAGAUCGGUCCGCCAGAUGCUAUUCACCACCCUCACACAAUUAACAACGCUGACCCAGUUACCACUGACCCAAUUGAUCGGUCGCGUUCCCUCUCUGUUUUUACUGGGUCCAUUCUUGACCUUCCCCUCCUCGGGGCUUCAGAACCUCCUGAGUCAGUUGUUUCUGACCGGCGCCAGAACGAGCUGGCUGAGCGCUCACGCUCGCUCUCUAUUGACACGACCCUCUCGGAUGUGUCGUCGAUGUCCAACUCUGUUUACUCUGUCCGUUUCAACAAUUGGUCUGGACCACACCCACCUCGGCAGAUGCCAAAUUCCAUCGAGCCGCCAGACAACAGUGACGAGUGCAGCAAGUGUGGCGACGGAGGGGAUCUUCUGUGCUGUGAUACAUGUCCCAAUUCGUACCAUUACGAAUGCUUGGAUCCUCCCUUGGAUCCCAAGGAUCCUCCGAAAGGUGACUGGCACUGCCCUAAGUGCUCUGUCCGCAACAGUUUCUCGACGCUGAUCGCUCGAGCUGGCUACUAUAAGAAAACGGAGUACCGGGUUCCUGAGCCCAUCAAGGAGCAUUUUGAAGGAGUGGAUGGGAUGGUCAUCUCCGAUGAAGAUGGUCACGCUCGCAAUCAGAAGGAUUUCACUAACUACAGAUUGAAGUCCCGCAUCGAGCGACUGACUAGGGUCCCGGGGCCAGCCAAGGAAGGUGGCCACACUUUCGUUCCAUAUGACCAUCCCAGUAAUCUCCGAGAAUUCGAUGCCAACGGGCAAAUAAUCCGUUGCGCAAAGUGUGCCAGCACGACCUACGGUGGCCGGCCUAUAGUCAAAUGUGACUAUUGUGCCUGCCAUUGGCACGUGGGGUGUCUUCCUCCGCCCCGUGCGGGACCGGCAAAUCCCCGGAAAGGAUGGUUGUGCCCCAACCAUGUCCCCUCCGCGGACAUGGUUGGGGCAAAUACCUUCGAGGGUGAGGUGCGGCCGCGUCGCGUUCGGCGGCCGCGGAAUAUGGCGUCGUUGGACUGCGACGUCAUAGUUCCUGAUGACCCCGGGGACAGUCCGUUUGAUGAGGCAGGCGUCCCUACAGGGGGCGUCGUGGUGGAUUUUAUCGGCGCGGUCAAGGCCCAGCACGCCGAACGGGCCUUAACUGAAAAGAUCUUAAGCGCUGUCCGGGCCCUGAUCGCCGGGAGCCGGGAGAUCAACGCAGCGAUCGCGCUUCUUUCCCUGGUCGGUGGCCAAGCCCCUUCCGUCGGCGAAGGCCACAUCGCCGACGCUGCUGAAGUUAGUGACCCCUCUGCUCCCGUUCCCAUCACCCCGUCUAGCCCCAUUUCGGUUUCUUCUGAGGAACACUCAGAGACAGAGGUCGCCCCUCGCAUCCCUGCGUCGAGUCGCAAGCGCUCACGUUCAGACGACCAGGCUUCGGAGAAGCCGGCGCAAAAGCGCCAAUUUACCAAGAAGUGA